Trypanosoma theileri is the source of this 972-nucleotide messenger RNA. RefSeq lists its product as uncharacterized. The transcript has a single exon. Bases 1 to 972 code for a protein of 323 amino acids. NCBI's taxonomy places the organism in Eukaryota, Euglenozoa, Kinetoplastea, Trypanosomatida, Trypanosomatidae. The record is from RefSeq and is a predicted model, not a curated record.
AUGUUGUUGUGUCGUGUGUUGUGUUUUCUGACGUUGCUGCUGAGUGUUUCUACUGUUUGCACCUCUGCAAGCACGGGUCUUCCUGCUGAAGAAGGUUCUACUGCUUGCCGUGAAGGGUCUGAAGCGACAGGGUAUAGUCGUGACCCUACUUCUAUUGCUGGACAACCAAUACAAGCACCAGAAACACUUCCUCUUCUAACUAGUAAAUCUGAUACGCGUGCCACUUGCGAAACCGGUUCUGCUGUUACUACUGAUGGUUCCUGCACUGCUGGUACUAGGAGUGCUCCAGGUCAUCAAGCAGGUGUUAAGUCAAACCAAGGAUCAAGGUCUAGUGCUGGUGCUGAGGUGAGUAUAAACCAAGAACGGUUGAAUCAAGAACAAAAACAACAGCAGGAUACUCUUUCAGGUCAACGUGGUAGUUCAAAUGGCAGAGACCCUUUGGUGAGACAACCAGGUGUGCCAGGGUCAAAAGGUGAAGAUGGACAGAAGGGCAAUAUGAAUAGUGUCGAUCAAGGGAUGAGGACUGAUGAAACAACAACAGGUCAAGUGAUCAGUGGAGAGACUGAUCAGAAUAACGGAACUCAACAGCCCGGAGGGAAUGGUGGUCAGGAUCCCUCACAAUCUUCAGGUGCAGCUAAUACCGAUUCACCUGAUUCUCAGAGUACCCACAGCGGUACAACGGAACAACCUCAAUCUUCUGAGAACAACCAAACUUCUCAAGAACCGAAUGGUGCAGCUGAGAAUUCUAAUGCUGUUACGAAGCCUACAGAGGAUGAUUCAACGAAAGACACUGACACUACAACAAAUAAUACAGAUACACCCACCAUCACCAUCACAACGACAACACUUCCUCCUGAGACUGCACACAUCAAGAAGGGUGAUGCAGACAGCAGCAGCAGUAUCAGCCGUUCUGUGUGGGUGCGUGUACCACUACUGAUUGUGGUUACACUGGCCUGUAUUCUUUUGUGCUGA